Prunus armeniaca (apricot) is the source of this 210-nucleotide messenger RNA. The record is from the annotation of a GenBank genome assembly. NCBI's taxonomy places the organism in Eukaryota, Viridiplantae, Streptophyta, Magnoliopsida, Rosales, Rosaceae.
AUGGAGCUCAGUGGCAUAAUCGUAAAUAUUUUGAAGUGGGAUUUUUGGUUAAAAGACGGAAUUGCCCCCGUCUCUCACACACUCUCUCUCUUUCUCCCGCGCGUCUCUCUCUCUCCUCUGGUUUUCGCGACAGCCACUGUGGCCGGCCACGUUUUGGCCGGCCGUGCUCUCGUCCGGCCACCAAAGUUGACGGGGCCGGUACCAAAAUGA